This is a messenger RNA of Trichosurus vulpecula (common brushtail), 5948 nucleotides long. It is a transcript of the gene USP45, whose product is annotated as ubiquitin specific peptidase 45. Gene Ontology annotation, molecular function: cysteine-type deubiquitinase activity; zinc ion binding. Lineage: Eukaryota; Metazoa; Chordata; Mammalia; Diprotodontia; Phalangeridae. Gene Ontology annotation, biological process: protein deubiquitination. The record is from RefSeq and is a predicted model, not a curated record. The transcript is spliced from 18 exons. The coding region runs from base 77 to 2551 and encodes 824 amino acids.
GUCUCGUGUUUCGAGGAGGCAGCGGCGGCUUGAAGGGCUCAGCUGUAGCGGGCUCAGCCGGCUCUGCAAGUAACAGAUGCGGGUGAAAGAUCCAUCCAGGACUGUUUCUGAAAAAACCAAAAGAAACAGAAGGCCUAAUACUCCUCUGGAUGAAGACUCUUCAGAUGACAUUGCUGCAGGUUUAACUUGUCAGCAUGUAAGUCAAGCUGUUAGCGUCCACCAUGUGAAGAAAGCAGUAGCUCAGAAUUUGUGGUCAGUUUGUUCAGAAUGUUUAAAGGAAAGAAGGCUUUGUGAUGGAGAGUCAGUAGAACCUGAUAUUUGGUUGUGCCUCAAGUGUGGUUUUCAGGGAUGUAGUCAAAACUCAGAAGACCAGCAUUCUUUGAAACACUUCCAGACUUCCCGCACUGAACCCCAUUGUAUCAUCAUCAGUCUUAGCACAUGGAUUAUAUGGUGUUAUGAAUGUGAUGAAGAAUUAUCAAUACAUCGUAAUAAAAAGGUUUUGGCUCAAAUAGUUGAUUUUCUACAGAAGCAUGUUUCUAAAACAGAAGCAAGUUCAUUUUCCAAAGUAAUAAGGCUUUGUGAAGAAAAAUGUGAAGCAGGUGAAAUAUGGAAAGGAAAAUGCCAAAUUAGCAGUUUACCAGCUUCUGUGAAAGGAAUUAAUAAUUUGGGGAACACUUGUUUUUUCAAUGCUGUCAUGCAGAACUUGGCACAGACUCACAUGCUCAAUGAACUGAUGUAUGAGGUCAAGGAAAAGGGGACAAAGUUAAAAAUUUUUCAUACUUCCGACCCUCAGUUGGAUCCACUAGUGGUGAGCCUGUCAAGUCCUGGAACUCUGACUUCAGCUAUGUUCCUGUUCCUUCACAGCAUGAAGGAGCCUGGAAAAGGACCACUUUCUCCUAAAGUUCUCUUUAACCAGCUGUGUCAGAAGGCUCCACGAUUUAAAGGUUUCCAACAGCAGGACAGUCAGGAACUUCUCCAUUAUUUACUGGAUGCAGUGAGGAUAGAAGAAACAAAGAGAAUACAAACUGGCAUUCUAAAAGCAUUUAAUAAUCCAACUACUAAAACUGCAGAUGAGGAAACCAGAAAAAAAAUCAAAGCGUAUGGAAGAGAGGGAGUGAAGAUGAACUUCAUAGAUAGGAUCUUUGUUGGCGAAUUGACUAGCACAGUCAUGUGUGAGGAAUGUGAAAAUAUCUCAGCCAUGAAAGAGCCUUUCAUUGAUCUUUCACUUCCUAUAAUAGAAGAAAGGGUGUCAAAACCUGUUCCAUUGGGAAGAAUGAAUAAAUGUAAGAGUUUACAAGAGGCAGACCUUAAUCAGUACAAUUGUACUUCUGCUACUACAAUGAAUAAUCAUCUAAAAAGUACUAGGAAACACUCCUUAACUAAAGAUAAGAAUCAGCUAAAUUAUGAAAGAAGACUUGUAAGAAAAUCAUCAUCUGGGGAAGAAGAGAAAAUUCCUGUUAUCAUGCAUCAGAAAAAUGGAAACCUUGAAAUAAAUGGGGAUUCUUCAAUUUUGUCCAUAAGAGACACAAGUAGGGUGUCUGAGACUACAGCAAAUGCAAGUCAGACUGAUGGAAGUGAGAAAGAAGUCAGCCAUUCUGAAAGCAGCGUUGAUGCUGACAGUGAGGCUUCAGAAUUUGAAAGUGCUUCAAAGCAAACCAUUUCUGUUAGACCCAGUAGUUUAUCUUUUUUGCAUGAAGGUGUUCCUCCCCGUUCAUCAGUAGUCCCUGAACUUCCAUUUGCAAAUGCUAGUGAGAGUGGUAAGAAAAUGAUCACUGAAGCCAUUGCCAAAUUCAGCCUAAGUGACACUGUAACUAGAGGUACAGAGCUUAACAAUGAACAUCAGCCAUUCAAUUUUUCAAGCAGUUCACUAUGUUCAGUGGAGAAGUAUACGUUGUCCCGUGGCCCCCAAAAUGCUUUCCAAACCCUUUCUCAGAGCUAUACAACUUCUUCCAAAGAAUGUUCAAUUCAGUCCUGUCUCUACCAGUUUACAUCUGUGGAGUUACUAAUGGGAAAUAACAAGCUCUUAUGUGAGAAUUGUACCGAAAAGAAACAGAUGUACCCAAAGAAAAUCAGUUCUGCAGAAAAGAAACCAGAAGGCGUGUAUACCAAUGCCAGGAAACAGUUGCUCAUUUCUGCUGUUCCAGCAAUUCUUAUUCUCCAUCUUAAAAGAUUCCAUCAGGCUGGUUUGAGUCUACGAAAAGUAAACAGACACGUGGAUUUUCCACUUGUGCUAGAUUUAGCACCCUUUUGUUCUGUUACCUGCAAGAAUGUAACCAGUGGAGAGAGAGUUCUCUAUGGUCUUUAUGGAAUAGUGGAACAUAGUGGCUCAAUGAGAGGAGGCCAUUAUACAGCCUAUGUGAAAGUCAGAACAACUUCCAAGAAACCAUUGGACCACAUUGUUGCAAAUAAAAAUAUCCAUGGUUUAAAAGAAACAACGGGAGCAUCAGCAGGACAAUGGGUGCAUGUUAGUGAUACUCAUGUGCAAAUGGUUCCAGAAUCCAGAGCACUUAAUGCACAGGCUUACCUUCUUUUUUAUGAAAGGAUAUUAUAGUGAUUAUUGUUUCUAAAAGUUAAUGAUUAUUUAGACCACCUUUAUUUAAAUGCUGCAGGGACAAACUGAAUAUGUAGUGUGCCUUUAUUAUGUUUUUUCUUUCAUAUAAUCUAUUGCAUCCCUUAGAUAGUCCUGAACUUUAAAAGAGUUUUUUGGUUAUUCCCUUUUAAAACAAGUUUUAUUUCCUCAAAACUUGUAAUGUUCCAUCUCCUUAAAUCAAAUGCAUAAUACUUGUUUUUCCUAAGGUUAUGUCAAAAAAAUGUCAUUUAUAUCUUGGGAACUGCAGCCCUUGAGUUCUGGGUGGUAUAAUUAAAUGGUAUUAGAAUUUGUCUCAUUAUUAUAUAGAUUUAGAUUUUUUUUUCAAGUUACUAUCCCCUAAAACAUAACUACUAACAGUAAAACCUAACAUAACACGAUAUGACAUGAAGUUAGACGCAUUCCUUUUUGCCAAAUCUUGUAUGUAGUUUCAACUUUUUUUAGUAGGUUUAUUAAAAAGUAAUUAGCUUACUGUUUUGGUGUAUUUUGAAAACUGGAAGUAUAGGGGAAAAUUGUCCAAGUUUAUGUUCUCAGCCAACAUGUAAUAGAGUUUGAAAAACAUCCUACACAUGGAUCACCAAGUAAAAUUUAUGUAAGGCAACUUGUAACGGGUUCCCAGUAGAUGUCAGUUCAUUUAGUACCAUGGGAAAAUUGCUAGAUUACAUUUUAAAGUUAUCAGGAUUGUAUUCUUUAUAACAUUCUCUUACAAGAAAUUAUAAAGUUUUAUAGUCUUAUAUUUUAGUAAAUAUUGACUUUAGCUUUUGGGAGAGGAGUUCUGAGGUCUUAAUUCCUUUCUGUAUUCAGCAUAUCAUAUACAUUCAGGUUCGGUUAAUUUUAAUUUAAAUAUGAUGUUAGCUUUUCUGUUUGUUUCUUAUAUACAAGUAUUUUGGGAAUAGUUUUUUCUUUGACCUUGUGACUACCAUGAAAAUAGUGCUUUUUUUUAAUAAAUAUAAAUAGUGGCUUUGUCAAAAAAUGAAAGUACAAGUAAAACUAAAUUGUAUUCUUGACCUGAAAAGUAUUAAAAUUACUUCUCAGAGUUAGGUUUUUUUUUUUCCAAAGGUACUCAGGAUACUUUUUUUCUAGCCAUAGUAAUAUUGCAUACAAUUUUAUUUAUUACAAAUGAGCCUAUAAUCAGCAGUUAACUAUAAAAGUUUGAUUUCACAAUAUCACUUUGAAAAAUUCAAUGAAUAGAAGGCAUUACUAUCCAAGAAAAUAGUUUGUCACAAAAAAAUACAUAGCACAUGACAACUCAAAACUUUACAUUGGCUAAUAGAAGUAAGCUAAAGUGAUUUUCUAAGUUCCCAUUGCAUACCACCACUUUAAUGGUAUGUCAUUGACCCCAGUUAUAUAGGUUCAGAGUACCCUGAUCAAAUGCAUAGGAAUUAAUAGCUGUUGCUAUCCAGGGAAUCUGGUAAAUGUUUGUCUUCCAGUACAUUCUCUUUUUGAGAAGAAAGCUAGGAAAUGUUUGGAAAUAGGAGUAAAAAAGUGGCAGUGCAUUGGUUGAAUGUUGCUACCUCCUUAAACCAUGACCCUCUGACAUAAAAAUAUGAAGUGGACCUUUUAGUAACUUAUUGACUACUAACGUUUGUGAUUAGUUUUUAAGCUUUUGAUAGAAUACAAAAUAUGGGGCUUGAAUAGUACACACUUCUAGCAAUUUGUUUAUUUUUUUCUUGUAAAGCAUUGACAUUCACAUUUCAAUUGCAUCUUUAUAUUCUGAAUUUUUAGUCAUUUGAGAGAUAUACAAUACUCAUGCUAAGAUUUGGGGUGGGGAGUCUGCGUGUAUAAUUAUCAAAACUAUGAUCUAAUAGGAUACAUCCUAAUCCAACGAGAUGCUAAGGAAGUGUGUAGUUUUUUUUUAGCUUAAUUAUUUUCAGUACACUACUUGUGUACUAAUCUAGCUAUUUCUUUUUGAUGAUGCUAAGUAUCAGUUAUCUCUGUUUCUAAACCUACCAGGCCAUAGCAGUUGCACAUUUCUCAGAGGCAAAGGACUAAAGAAUUUCUGUUGAAAAGGUAGGUUGUUAGAUAGGUUGAGUUUUUAAAGGAAACCAGAGCCAGCCUUUCCUUACUUUUUAUCUGCUUACUUACACAAAUGAAGCUUGAGAUAGUACUGGAUUAUCUCAGGAAGGUCAAAAAUUAAGGGAAGUGAAGAAUUCUUCCCAGCCAGAUGAAGCAAAGUAAGUACAGAGAAUAGAAAAUUUUCAGCUCCUACUUAGCACUAGUGAUUAAUUCAUCAAACAGCUUCUCAAGCAUUGAUUUGAUUACUAUUGAAUAAGUUUUAUAGUCUUAGAAUUUUAGAGCUAAAGGAAGCUUUAGUGAUCUGAUCCAGGGGUUGCCAAGAGCCCACCGUAGAUCUUUACUUUUAUGCAGCUUUUAGUGUCUUGAAUCCUCUCAUUAACAGGCAAAAGCCUUAAUUAUUAGAACAAUGGAUUGCUGAUCCAAAACCGUCAGAGAUUUCAUAUUCCAAGGAUGGAAGCAUAGUGUCCUAAAAGGAGGGGUUACCCCAUUUGGAGCUAUUCUCCUCAUUUAGGCUCUCAUUCAGCGUAGGAGCGGGGUAGUAGAGCUUGUUUUUUGCCUACUGCCUGUACUUCCUCCUGUCUUAUACCUCAUCUCCUCAGAGCCAGGUUCUCUCUGCCUUUGACAGCUACUUUAAGAAAUUUAUACAAAUAUGCUAAGAGAAAGAAGUUUUAGGAGUUUUCUGGUGCCCAUCUUUUAUUUUAAAAUGUUUUAAAACUGUACAUGAAGUUAUUUUCUAAAAAAUAACAAAAAUGGCUCUUUUCCCUUAAAAGGUUAUUGAUUUCUGGUGUAGUCUAGUCUACUUAUUUUACAGAUAAGGAAGUUAAGAUGAAGAGAUUAACUGAUUUUAAUUGAUUGGUUCUGGGUUACUGUUCUCAUAGUGGUGGAGCUGGAACCAGAACCUAAUUCUCAUGACUUGAAUUCCCAGUGAUCUUUCCAUUUAGCCCUGCUGCAUGUUUAUCAGUGUAUUCUGGGUUUGACAUUUUACCUCAGUGUUCUGAAAGCUGCACUAGCUUUUUUUUAUAGUUCACUUAAGUUGAUGUUUUAGUAUGCAAAAGCCAGAUUGGGUUUAUUUAUUAUUCCAGAAAUAACGUGGAAGAAUUGUGGUUCACUUUUAAUUUCCUUAGCUUUUAUACUAAUUAUGAAAUCUUUAGUCUCAUAUGACCUUGAGUUUAGGAGCUCUCUUAUUAUGCACAGUCCAGAAUGUUCAUCUUCUGAAUAGAAAAGAUACUAUUUGACUAAGAGUAUAAUAUGCUGGUAUUGGUUUUUGCUGUAGAGAAAGCAUGUAUUUAUUCUACUUAUACAUAGUACAUUUUUAAAUAUAACUUUUGUUUUGACUAUUGCCAAA